Molecule: messenger RNA, 1179 nt
Organism: Lodderomyces jiufengensis
Lineage: Eukaryota; Fungi; Ascomycota; Pichiomycetes; Serinales; Debaryomycetaceae
Exons: 1
Coding region: 1-1179 (392 amino acids)
Source: RefSeq, a predicted model, not a curated record
AUGGAUUCAGAAUCAGAUGAAGAUUUAAAAACCAAAAUACAUGAACUUUCAUUAGAACUUGAAAAGAGAAGUUUAAAAAAUUAUCAAAAUUAUCAAGAUAGAAUAAGUUCCACGUUAAAUUCAGCUGGUGAAACAGAAGUGGAUCAUGAAGAAGAUCAUGAAGAGGAUUUUGAUGAAGUAGAAACUUUAGGAUCAGAGGAUGAUGACGUUGUUGCAAGAUUGGUAAAUUCUAAAAACAUUAUGUUAUCAUACCAACUUAUUAAAAAAGACAUAUCCAAUUACUACAAAUAUGUCCCAAUUCCUCGAGAUACUGAUAUUGAAACUUGGAAAAAUUAUAUAAAUAUCUUGUUUAAUCAUUAUCCCAAUUUAAUGGAUGCUGAUAAAAAAAUUCAUUAUUUAUAUUCAGCUAAAUCAAACCAAUAUAAAGAAAUCAAAGAAGCAAUAAAAGCUGCAUUUAUAGAUCAUUUAGAAAAGUUAGAAACUGACAAAAACCUUUAUAAAAUGUUCAAAGUUUCUGGUUUGGAAAAUACAUCAUUAGAUGGAUUCAUUGAGUAUUUAAAUGGUAGGUCAGUUCUAUCAUAUGCUCAAGAUAUCAAAAGAUAUUUUGAUUUAAAAAUCGAGUUUUUUUCCAAACCACAUAGUUACAACCAAAUCAUCAACUUCCACAACAACUUUCAAAAAAAUACUAAACUCAACAAAUUCAUGAAUAAACUUGAUGAAGUACAUUUCCAUUUAUACAAGUCAUUACAAAAUGAUUUAACUAACAAAAGAAAAUAUUUACAACUUUUGUCCGACUUGUUACAUAAAUCAAUAUGUAAUCAAGAUUCGGGCAAAUCUUUUUCAAUCCCUGGUAUUAAAUAUUUCACCUGCAUCAAUUCAGAUAUUUUACCAUCAAAUGAUAGUUGUUUAACAUUUUCAAAUAAUUCAUCAAAUUCAUCAAAUUCAUCAGUUGAUUUUAAUUUUCUUUUACAAAAUGUCAACAACAAUAAUAAUAAAAGCAAUCAUUCUUCAUAUUCCAAUAGAGCAAGAACCAACCAUUCACAAUCAACAUCAGCUCCAAGAGGUCGACCAAGCAUACCACUUCAAAUCACCGACUCAUAUUUGAAAAAGAGGCAAAAUGAAUCUUCAGUCUUUUCAUCGACUACAAAUAAUGCAUAUUCAAAAAGAGUAAGAAGAUGA